Messenger RNA from Purpureocillium takamizusanense, 1771 nucleotides. Its product is annotated as Hydroxymethylbilane synthase. The transcript has 3 exons. The record is from RefSeq and is a predicted model, not a curated record. Bases 473 to 1642 code for a protein of 389 amino acids. NCBI's taxonomy places the organism in Eukaryota, Fungi, Ascomycota, Sordariomycetes, Hypocreales, Ophiocordycipitaceae. Gene Ontology annotation, molecular function: hydroxymethylbilane synthase activity. Gene Ontology annotation, cellular component: cytoplasm. Gene Ontology annotation, biological process: heme biosynthetic process.
UAUGAAAGAACCUUAUUUAGGCAUGGAGACCUAGAUCCCAAGGGUCGUCGUACCACAAAGCAUAGAUUCUAAGCACGUUUUCUCUUGCAAUCUCAUUGCACCAAGGCCUGCCUUCCCAGGCCACUCGCAGAGUUGUGUUACAAACGCAGUCAUCGCUUAUCGUGACAUGCUACACUCAAUUGCAUGACAUUUAUCGGGUUUAAGUGACCAAGUCUCCGCUCAAGCACUCUGGAAAGCAUAGUGGUAUUGUGCAAUCGUGGGGUCCACAGUAAGCGCAACUAAUACACACAGCUCUAUCCUGCCGCUCGACCGGCCCUAGCCGGCCCUGCAUACGAUCAUAUCUACUUGCCAGGUAGGUAGUCAGUCAAUACCUCGGUCAUAAUCAAGCUGUGUUUCUUCCCUCUGGCUUUAGUCACGUGCAGCCCGUGAACGACGGCUCAAGACAUUGGAGUCUUCUCAUUGCAGUUCCUGCAUGCAUGGGCACACGCAACGACACUUACGCUCUCAACUCGCCAAGAUGAGCUUCAACACGAGUAGUUUGGGGCCGCAGGCCGAAGGAACACAGGACGGUUCGCCUCCUCAUCCUCGCGAAAUCGUUCUCGGCUGCCGCAAAUCGGAACUGGCACUCAUUCAAGCCCGGACCAUCGCAUCCAAGCUCAGCAAAACGCAUGACCCUUCUUCUUCUUCUUCUUCUUCUUCUUCCUCCCCAACGACAUUCAGCGUCGCCACCAGCAGCGUCGCCGGCGACGCCGACAAGCACACGCCCUUCGCGCUCCUGUCCAAGCAGACGGGCGGCUCGGACGUCGGCAAGAGCCUAUGGACCAACGGCCUGGAGGCCGACAUGCUGGCGGGCAAGUUCCACCUCCUCGUACACUGCCUCAAGGACAUGCCGACGACCCUGCCGCCGCACUGCUUCCUAGCGGCGAUCCCCAAGCGCGAGGACCCGCGCGAUGCCGUCGUCAUGAGGUCCGGCUCCGCGUUCACGUCCAUCGAUCAGCUACCGCCCGGCUCUGUAGUCGGGUCGAGCUCGUCCCGCAGGCGGGCCCUAAUUCGGCGAAACUGGCCUCAUCUCGAAGUGGCAGAAUGUCGAGGCAAUCUAGAUACUCGGCUUGCCAAGCUCGACGCCCCGUCUUCGCCCUUUUCGUGCAUCCUCCUGGCCACCGCUGGACUGCUGCGCCUGGGGCUCGGCCACCGCAUCACGCAGCGUCUUGACCCCAGCGUGUUCCCAUACGCGGUUGGGCAGGGCGCGCUCGGCAUCGAGAUGCCCGCAGAGCGUCAAGAAGUGCUGCUGCUGGAUCUCGUCCGUCACGCCGACCACAAGCCCUCCAGAUGGCUCGGCAUGGCGGAGAGGGCGAUGCUCCGGAGCCUGCAAGGGGGCUGCUCGUCUCCGAUCGGUGUUUGGUCUUCUCUUGAGCCUUUCGAGGAGGAGAGUGGGCCGGGGAGCACACGACAACAGGCCUGCGAGGGUGGUGGCAUUCUUCGCUUGCGAGCCACAGUUCUUCAUGUUGAUGGAGCGUCGGAAAUUUAUGCCGAAAACUCAGGCAGCGUCCUGUGCGAUGGCGACGCAGAGCAACUGGGUAUCUCGGUCGCAAAACUGCUUCUCGAUAAGGGAGCCCGAGCUCUGUUGGCAAAGCAUGAAUGAUGUGGUAUAGUUGGUAACGAAGGGCCCCCCUCGAAAUUUUGUGCCAUUCAUGCUUGGGCCGUAGUCAAAGGGUUCUUCUAGGGCAUCAUAACUCGAUACAUCAUAAGCAGACUUCCUGCCUAUCUCUGA